AUGUUGGAAAAUGUAGUCGCGUGGGUGUUGAACAACUACAUUGGCGAAUAUUUGGAGGAUUUGAACACCGAUCAGUUGUCAGUGGCGCUUUUAUCAGGUUUGGGAUGGAAAACAGCUUCAACUGCUUCAUUUAAUCGAUUUUUAGGCCAAGUAGAACUGGAAAAUGUGCCCCUAAAAAAGACAGCGCUACGAAAACUAGAUCUUCCACUGGAAGUAAAAUCCGGUCUUCUCGGCAAACUGACCCUCUCCGUCCCGAUCACACAUCUCCGAUCCGAGCCAUGGACCCUCAAGGUGCGGCCCUCCGCCUUCCCUAACCUUCGCAAUUCCUUGUUUCCAGCUCAGCGACGUGCUCAUCAUUGUCGGGCCGCUAUCCAGCGAAAAACGAUACGACGUGGAAGCUGUGGAGCAGGUGGAGCAGCAGAGAAAAGAGCAAAUGCUCGACGAGCUCGAGUUGAGACACAAAACGGCGCUGCUCGAUCUGUGCGGGAUUCCGCUGCCCGAAUCUCAGGAUUCGUGGUGGGGAGCAUCGCUCAUUUCGACUGUGCUCAAUAAUAUUCAAUUAAUUCUGAACAACGUGCACAUUCGAUACGAAGACAACUCGACAAUUCACGGCCAAACCUUCAAUUGCGGAAUUCGAAUUCAGAAAAUGACAAUGCAAACGACAAAUGCACACUGGAAACCCGGAUUCGCAGAGCCGCAGAAAGGAGUGAACACGUUCAAAAAGCUCGAAUUGACCGGAUUCAGCAUCUAUUGGAACUCGAAAGCGGCGAUGACGGAGAACAUCGACGAUUCGAAGCAGCUGAAGGACAUUCUGGCACCGGAAACCUCCUCGAACGCCUACAUUAUUCAGCCGUGCAGUGCCGAGUUGAGAAUGGAAAAGAAUUCGAGCAAGUUCCCGCUGAAAGCGAAAAUUCCGAGGUUCAAGUUCUUCAUGAGACCCGACAUAAUCGCCUGCGAAUUGACGAGACAUCAGAUGACCGAAUUGCGGGCGGUCAACAGAGAAUGGGCGCGAUUCGAGAGAGCACGACAGCACAGGAAGUGGAGACCGUUGUGCACGAUCGGAGAAAAGUGGGCUACUGUAGUUAAAUAUCGGAAAAAAAGUGAUUUUCAGCGCAAAAGAGUGGUGGAGGUUCGCGUACAACCGUGUGCUCGAGGAGAGUCGUCGAGCGAAUGCGAACCGAACUUGGGAAUUCGCCCACGAACGAGCCGCCCGUUUCAACGCCUACUGCCGUGCUUACCGCAAACGACUCGUCGGAAUGAUCGCCAAUCCGAAUGCGACGCAACCGCCGACAGAUCCCUCUUCCUCUUCCGCCCCGUCCACUUCCACUGCUCUCGCCGUCAUUCCACCGUCUUCCGCCAGUUCCAACGGCAUUCCAUCGACGCCUUCAGCGGAAUGCCACGUGAUAAUGAAGCAGAUAGAGAGGGACUCCCAUUACACGUACCACGAGCUCCAUCUCUUCCGAGAAACAGUCUUCCGGCGACUUCUUCGAGAAAAAGAGCUGGAGUUGGGAAUAGUGGCGGCGUCGACGAACACGGAUUCCGAAGAGCCGUUCGAAUCACUUGAACCGCCUCCGGACGAGAUUCCGGUGGAAGAGCCGACAGCUGCCGCUACAGAACCGGCGAGCGGAGGACUCUACGGAUGGAUUACCGGAUUCUUCGGACAAGCGCAACAGGACGAGAAACCGGAGGAUAACAAGUUCGAUUUCGGAAAUGUGGACGUCGGAGAGCUGAAAGAGAACGUGAAGGAGAUGGAAGAAGAGAUUCUGGAUGUGCUGCACGAAUCAUGGGAUGAUGUGACACUGUUGAGAAGGGAUGCUCUGUUGGCUCAGAUCUCGCUUCGUUUAGAGCACCUGACACUACGAUUCGUGGACGGAGAGGUGCACGAUGGAAUUGAACAACAGAGAGUGCUGGCUUUAGAGCUCUCCGGAGUGAGCUCUCGCUGGGAGCUCAGUCCCAAGCAGCACUACAUCUCCGUCGACCUCACUGUCAACGAUAUGAGUGUCCAACGACUGCGAUCCGGACAUCCGCGGCCGAAGAGCAAACUCGCCGAGAUCACCGAAUCAUUGCUCUAUUCGACCGCAGAAAGCACCAAGAUGCUAUUGACAGUGGGAAGGGACGGAGAAGACGCCGUUUCGUCGAAAGUGCCCAUGUUCAGUAUGCAUUACAGUCGAAAAGCGCCCCGACUCAUCGUCCGACACACUGUCAACUGUCGGCUCCGGCCGGUGAGCAUUGUGUACGAAGAAGGAGCUCUCGACGGACUCUCCACACUUUUCACUGACGAUCCCACGAUGUUCGAUGAGAUCCUCAAGAGUAAAUUGAAGGAAGCGUCGACGGAAGACGAGUUGAUUGAUAUGAAAGUGAGCAGUGAGCAGAUAUCCAUAAUCGAAUCGCACGUAUUCGUGAAUCUGGAGCUGCCGGCCGUCCGAAUGGAAGUGCGUGGGCGGGGAUGGACGAAACGAGAAAUGCGGCCGACGACCAUCUGGGAGCCCGGAGAGCCCAUCGCUUGUCUCAAUGCGGAUAGACUCAAUUUCAGUGUUGUCUCAAGAGAACAACAUUUGACUAUUGUAAGUUUACGGAACUUUAUCGACAAAUUCAUUUUUUCCAGUUGAAACUCGUAAUUGGCCACGUGGAAAUGCGCGAUAUGAUCGAAAACACUGUUUAUCCACUGCUGACGACCACUUCUCAAUGUUCGCAACUCAAAACGCUCUCCAAUUCGUGUCCCGAUUUCCUGAAGGCUGACAACAAGCCAAUCCCGGCCAAAUCAUCGAAAUCUUCCCAUCAGCACUAUCCAGGAGUCGUCUCUUCUUCGGUUCCAGAUCACACUUUUCCAGAAUAUGCGAAACCACGUACGUUCCACCAGCUUCCGCCGCAUCGAGAACUUUCCAAUCGUUUGCAGUGAAUCUGAUGACAAUCACGUCUGCCACUUCAGUCGACAAUCCGCCGGUGACGGGCGCUCCGACGCCCCCGAUUCCCGCUUCCGGAGGAAAUGGCGGACAGAUUGCGAAGCCCGAAGUGACGAUCAAAGCGACCUAUGUUGACAAGCAGCACGCGCAAUUCGAGCGAAAGUACAAAAAGGUAUCAUUAUGUAUGCAGGCAGCUUCUGAGCUGAUCGGGAUGUACCCGUGUCUCCCUUCUGACAUCCGAUUCAACAUCAUGACUGAUUCAAAAUAG
This is a messenger RNA of Caenorhabditis sp. 36 PRJEB53466, 3171 nucleotides long. The record is from the annotation of a GenBank genome assembly. Lineage: Eukaryota; Metazoa; Nematoda; Chromadorea; Rhabditida; Rhabditidae.